UUCAUCUUUAUCAUACAUUUUCACUUCGGAAAUCGAAGUCAUCGCUGCGACCGCUACUCCAAGAGUUUUUGCCUCGUGUACAAUAACCUCCUCUACCACCAUCGUCUGCUCCUUUUACUCGUCAUCUGUCUUUUCCUCAUACUCCUCUGCCAGUCUUUUAUCUUUAUCAUGCCUGCCGAAUCUGCUCUUGCGCUCACUGUCACUUUCAUACGCGGCGCCCACAUUCUUCUCUCCGUCAACCAUAUCCUCGAGCUCAUCCUUGACGAUGCCCGCAUGAUCUUGAGAAUCAAGGCCACUGACCCUGUCCUCACCACUGCAUUGCACAAAUCCGCAAUCUCGUCGCAAUUCAUGAUCACAUCCCCGUCCUCGUCGCACUCUAUGACCUCGUGUCUAUGGCAUUGCCAUAUAUAAGUAUCGACAUCUUGUCUUUUGGGAUGAUAUAAGCUGUUGAUCCCGCCAGCGAUGGCUCCGAAUAGCACGAUUGGCUGCAUUCCAGAUGCAUUGAUUGCCAAUACUUUCG
Messenger RNA from Dissoconium aciculare CBS 342.82, 520 nucleotides. RefSeq lists its product as uncharacterized. The annotation marks the transcript as partial. The transcript has 2 exons. Lineage: Eukaryota; Fungi; Ascomycota; Dothideomycetes; Mycosphaerellales; Dissoconiaceae. The record is from RefSeq and is a predicted model, not a curated record.